This is a messenger RNA of Patiria miniata (bat star), 7851 nucleotides long. RefSeq names its product membrane-associated guanylate kinase, WW and PDZ domain-containing protein 2-like. Lineage: Eukaryota; Metazoa; Echinodermata; Asteroidea; Valvatida; Asterinidae. Gene Ontology annotation, molecular function: protein binding. The record is from RefSeq and is a predicted model, not a curated record. The coding region runs from base 335 to 5551 and encodes 1738 amino acids. The transcript has 24 exons. Gene Ontology annotation, cellular component: cytoplasm. Gene Ontology annotation, biological process: signal transduction.
UGGUAUUGGGAAAACACUAGGCGUGAGCUGUGAACCAGCGAAUAGCCAUCAAUCACCGAAUAAAAAUGUCGCCAAACGGACAUUUUUGAAAGAGGAACACCCCAUUCUGACGCGGAAUGACUCACUGAAAACAACUGAAAUGAAUUUAUUCAAACGUGACAGGCAGCGGACCGUUGCACAGUAAAUCAAAGCUUUGAAAUAUAUGAAUAGAUGAGAAAACCUACACUGGAAGUACAUGUUCUCCUCAGUGCGACUUAUUAUCGUUUAUGGUAGAUGGAAGAUACAUUUGGAGUCAAUACUUUAGACUGAGUGUUCCGCAACGCUGCCCACCACCAUGACCAAAGACAACAAGAAGGGGACCAAGCCUCCCAAACACUGGAGCCAAAACGUCCACGAGAUUGUGAUCUCGCCGACGGAGGACGGCAGCCCCAACUUCACCGUCAGGGGCGGGGCCGAGAAUGGGCUGUUCCCCUUCGUCGCGGACGUGCGCAGCGACAGGAUCCUGUUGCGCUCCGGCAAGCUGCACACGGAUGAUAUAGUGAUCGAGGUGAACGGCCACAGGUUGCCCGGAUUUACGCUGUGGGACAUUGAGGCCCUUAUGGCGCACGUCGGUCGCGCUCCUCUGCACCUCAAGACAGUCAAACAAGGUCAAACGCUGAAUAAAGACCUGCGUCGAUAUCUCAACAUGCGUUUCCAGAAGGGCUCAGUGGACCAUGACUUGCAGCAAACCAUCCGUGAAAAUCUCUACGUUCGCACCGUGCCUUGUACCACAAGAGCUCCCCGGGAAGGCGAAGUCGACGGGGUGGACUAUAAAUUCCUGUCGGUGGAUGAGUUUAUGGCGCUAGAGAAGAGCGGGCAUCUUCUGGAAAGCGGCGUGUUUGAUGGUAACCACUACGGCACCCCCAAGCCGCCCGCCAAGCCACCCCCUGCCCAAUCCCCUACCUCCUCAUCCUCCCCACCACCCCCCGCCCAACAACCCCAGCAGAAUAACUCCUCCAGCACCAACACCAGCCCCAAGAAGUCGGCCGCUCACCACCGGCCGGGGGCCAAGCCCUCGGCCCCGGGCAAGCGCCAGCGCAACAAGUCCACCAUCGAGGCCACCACGCUCAACUCUGACCCCCUGGACGAGGAAGAGCAGAGACGGAGGGAAGAAAUCCAGAGGGCGGAGGAGGAACUCGGAGAAUUACCGGUCGACUGGGAAAUUGCAUUCACCGACCAGGGAGACAUGUAUUUCAUUUAUCAUGUGACGGAGACCACCCAAUGGCUGGACCCCAGGCUGGAGCACAAGCCAGCCAAGGACCUGCUGGACUGUGAAGACGACGGUGAGCACAUUCCUCAUGCUAACUCUCUGUCUGACAACCAGGAACUUCCUCACGGAUGGGAAAAGAUUGACGAUCCCCAGUUUGGGACCUACUUCAUUGAUCACAUCAACCGCAAGACCCAGUACGCCAAUCCAGUCCUGCACGCCAAGGAGGAAGCCCAGAGGAACGACGCCAACAGGCCAGACGGCCGAUACUCGACCACCCUCCCUCGCUCAGCCAGGAGUAGCCAGAGCUCCCUGCAGGCUGGCCCCCAGCCGUCCCGGGCGCUCAGUGAUCCCAACAUCCAGGAGAACGGCCACUUGGCACAACCACAGCUGUCUACCUCCCCGGUCAAGACAACUUCAGAUGCAGAAUGGCGUGCCAUGUUCACCAGCGAGCCCGACAAGCUGGAGGGUCAGCUGAUCAGGACGGUACUGACCAAGAGCAAGAGAGGGUUUGGCUUCACCAUCGUGGGCGGGGACGACAGCGAGGAAUUCCUGCAGAUUAAGAGCGUGGUGCCCACCGGCCCGGCCGCAUCCAACGGGGUGCUGAAAACAGGUGAUGUUCUAGUGUUCGUCAAAAGUGACGCCACUCCCCAGCCUGUCAAGGUCUUGGGAUACACGCACCAGCAGGUGGUCACACUGUUCCAGGCUAUCAUGCCAGGGGAGCAGGUCCACCUACAGGUCUGCCGCGGCUACCCCUUGCCCUUUGACCCCGAUGACCCCAACACGCACAUCGUCACCUCCUAUGCAAUCUCGCCCACUUCCAACCAGCCCGGGGUGAAGAUCCCCAGCACCCCGUCGUCCUCGUCGGCUUUCCGCAAGCACAACAGCCUGCCCCCGGACAAGAUCCACAACAACAUUGGCCCGCCCAGUUACAAGGACGUCAACAUGACCCACGUCUUCAAGCAUGACAGUUUCGACACGCCCCCUCCCCCGCCUAGGAUCUCCUCCGGUCAUCAUCCCAACCACCACCACCACGGGAACCAUCGGAACGGGGACUCGGGUUCCAACCUCUCCCGGGACACGCACGUCAAGUCCCUGCCGGACCUGACGGCGCCCAAGCCGCGGGAGAUGGAAGUCACCGGUUCCCCGCGGGCCAAGACGCCGACGCUGUCCCUCAGUCUCAAGCCGGACUCCCUGACGUUGCCUAACGAUAUCAACAGCAGGGGGAGUAUGUCCAGCGAGCAUCAGAGUGAGUCUCCGUCGAGCACGCAGCCGGAGAUUCACGCCAUUCAGUUUGUGAAGGGGAAUCAAGGCUUCGGGUUCACUGUGGCCGACAGUCCGUAUGGGCAGAAGGUGAAGCAGAUCCUGGCCUCGCAGCGCUGCAAGACGCUGAAAGAGGGCGACAUUCUGGUGGAGAUCAACGAGGAGUACAUCCGGGAUCUGCCUCACAACCAGGUGGUCAACAAGCUGAAGGAGUGCCCCCUGGGUGUGGAGACGACCAUCGUGGUGCAGCGCGGAGGUAUGCUGAAGCCCGUGCGCAGUCUGAGCAAGAUCAAGCCAGUCAAGACGCCCAAGACUCCAGAACCGAGGGACAAGGAGGAUCUGGACCACAAGGUUUUCCGAAACUCUGAAGAUCGUGAUUAUCGCCCUCACAGUAACGGGCCCCACAAAGGAGACGGUUAUUCUAGUGAUGAAUACGACUCCCAAAACGAGGAUCGAGACAUGAGGCGUGCCAAACGCGGCCGGGAGCGGGGGAACAAGAGCCCCAGGACAGUGAGACGCGAGGCGAAUCGUGAGCAUGAAGAGCGCCACCAGGGUCAAGAAAGGGACAGAGGUGAGCGCGAGCCUCGGCAUCAACCCUACCGGGACCAUGACCGAAUCCCAAAUGAGAAUGGACCCAUUCGCGGGCCGCACGCCGACCACCGUCAGCACGCUGACCACGACUCGGACCGCAGCUGGGAUCGUGAUGUGGACAGGAGGCAUGACGACCACAGCAACCGUCGCGGAGAGCCGCGCAGGCAGAAUGAACGUGCUGACCGAAGACCUGGCCAAAAUGACCGGCGGUCUACCGACACGGAAAGAGACAGGGACAGGAGGCAAAACAGGGAACCAGGCAGAUACAAGGAUGACGACCGGCCAGCGGUCGACUAUGAAACCAGGAGCUUGGAGCGCAGGCGCAGACCGCGCAGUCCCGAUCACAACAGGCCAGGCUCACGACCUGAGCGCUCACGGACGCCCAAAUACGACUUUGAUUCCAGAGAGCACCGUCCGGCUCCGAAAUCACCCGGAAUGGAGAGGCGUGGGGCUCCGCCAAUUGAGAACGGGACCAGGUCACUGAGGCGGGAUUACCGGGGUCAUCCGGAGGACAGUAGAGGUCAGGACGGUCGUAGGUCACGACCUGGGGGUGAAAGUGGUACUGGUCCACGGAGCCGAACCCCCAAGCCACUCCGUAGCACCUCACCUGUCAACAAGUCUGAUAACGUCGUGGAGCAGAGACCGCCCUCUAGAGCCAAGCCCACUCCCUUGACUCUAGCCGACAACAAGGGGGGUAACUUCAUCGAGACCACCGUGUUCCUCAAGAAACAUAACGAUGGGUUCGGCUUCAGGAUAGUUGGUGGGCUGGAGGAACAGUCCCAGGUUGCCAUCGGAAACAUCGUACCCAAUGGUGCGGCUGACCUGGAUGGACGGCUGAUUACCGGUGAUGAGCUACUGUACAUUGACGGCCAAUCAGUGAUCCGGUCCUCGCACCAGGAGGUCGUGAAUCUGAUGAUCAAGGCUUCGCAAUCUGGCCGCGUCUCACUGGGCAUCCGGAGAAAAGUGUCUUCUCCCACUGCAAGCGUACCUGUUGGCAAGAACACCAUUGAGCGACGGCCUUUGUCAGAACCCCAAGCACCAAGGAGUCCCGGCAGCCCGACGAAGCCUAGCGCCGUCACCUUCCCUUACGACGUGGCGAUACACCGCCGAGCCAACGAGGGGUUUGGAUUGGUCAUUCUCUCCUCCACGCUCACUUCGGGCUCCAAGAUCGGUCGGAUUAUUGAAGGCAGUCCCACGGACCGCUGCGGCAAAGUCAAAGUCGGCGACCGACUGAUCGCCGUCAACAGAGUGGACAUCAUGAAUAUGCAUCACAAGGACAUUGUCAACAUGAUUAAAGAUGCUGGGCUGAGUGUCACGCUAACCAUAGGACCACCGGAACCAGUUGCUGGUAACUCACCAAAAGCCAAUGAGAGCAUGACAAACGCCCUUGCCAUGCCAGCACACAUCAAGAGCAGCGAUACCAGUCUAUUGCAGAGGGACAGUUUUAGAGAGGGGCCCAAAUCACCUGCGACACCCACGGCCGACCCAUACAGCCGUCAACAUGAGCCACAGUACCCGACAGCCCCAAGGUGGCGCUCUCCGUCGGAACCAGUCCGAGGGGACCACCGGGACCCGGCCUCCUCCUCCAGCCGAAGCACCCCGCAGCCAAGCUACGAAUCCCGCAGCCCGACCUCCUAUCACAACCAGCAGCAUAACCCUCCACACAAUCCCCAACACAACCCCCAGCACAAUCCUCGGCACAAUCCCCAACACAACCCCCAGCCCUACCAGCAGCAGCAGCCGUCUGUGCCUUACAGCGAGCCAUCCAGGGAGCCGUACAGCAGGCCUGGUGACUACGCAACCGAGCCCGCCUAUCACCACCGUGAUAGACCAUCAUCCCAACCAUAUCCGCAGUCUGUGGAUUCCUACCACGCGCCGCACCAUUCCCAUCCUCAGCAGCCUUCCUAUCAGCAGUCCUACAGACGGCCUCAAGAACCUAACGCGCCCCCCAGCCAUGGGAUGUACGAUGAUCAGCCAGAGAUAGAGCCAGGGGACUACUAUGCGGUGGAGCUGGAGCGUGGAGCCAUGGGCUUUGGGUUCAGUAUACGCGGGGGACGGGAGUUCCAGAACACGCCACUGUUUGUGCUACGCAUGGCGGAGGAGGGGCCUGCUGCCCAGGGGGGCCUAGUCAGGGUGGGCGAUCAGAUCAUAGAAAUCAACAGUCACAGCACGGACGGGAUGCUGCAUUCAGAGGCCAUUGAAGUCAUCAGGCGAGGGGGUAAGAGGGUGCGUCUCUUACUACGACGAUCUGGCCCACCCCCUGCUUCAGAUGAUGGCAGAGGGGGGAUGCUCAAGACGGUUUCCAACACCUCACUCCAGAGUGCUGACCAGGCCUUCCAUCAGCAUCACUACCCAAAUCAUCACCCUCAUCGGCCUCAGGGUCCUGGCCAUCGGAAGGAGGCCUUCGACACUUGGUCCUAUCGUAGCCUACCCAGGGGGAUGAGGUACUAAGCCUGCCCCUACCCAGGGGGGAUGGGGUACUAAGCCUUCCCCUACCCAGGGGAUGGGGUACGAAGCCUGCCCCUACCCAGGGGGAUGAGGUACUAAGCCUGCCCCUACCCAGGGGGAUGGGGGUACUUAAGCCUGCCCGCUGGACAGAAUUUGCAGUGUCUGAGUGAAGAAUAUGUGAUUUUUUUAGUGUGUUCUGUUCUAGUCAGCAUGUCAGUUCAUACUUCAUGCUAGAAAGUCAUGAAUACCCACAGUGAGAAACAUGUGUUUGGCAAAAAAAGGGGGGGACUUAAGUUUCCAUUUUGGAGGAAGUUUGCCCCCACAGGGAUGGUUGAGGGUGUUUUUAGUGUAUUUGUUGCACCCCAGGAAUUGGACCUGUCCUUGUCUUCUGAACCCAGAUAUUUUGAUUCAAUUUCAAGACUUUUUGUUUUUUACAAAGAUAUGACACAUACGUAUUCAGAGGCGAAGUUCUUCUCAUGCGAUAUGAUUUUUUGGAAUUGAAAAAUUUGAAAUAUGAUGGUAGAAACAGUAAACCAACUUUUCAUUGGACCUUUGCGCCAUUAAUAUAUUUUUUUAAAUAACUGUCUGAAAGGUCUGUUUGGAUUCAAGAAUUCGUGGAUUUUUUUUUUUUAUUUUUAACAAACUUUUUCUCAUGGUUUAUGGGGCCAAUAGGAAAUUUAUAGUCCUGGUCAAAUAAGUCACUUUUUUUAACGUACAUUUUUGGGCAUUCAUUGUAUUACGAUUUAGAAUGUUACUCUUAUGCCCAGGGCUAAUAGUUUUGUUGUAAUUUGCAUUUUUAAGAUGAAAUCCACAAUUUUAAUUAAUUUUUUUAUUUUAUUUUAAUAAAAUAGGGAAAAUCAAGUAUUACCUGUUUUCAGGUGGUAUUUUAUCGAGGGUUAUUUUUAAGACCUGGCUCUCACGGUUUUAUCGUUAAAUGCGUGUGUUUUUGAUGUCUUACUACAUGGCUUGCUUUCACAUUGUAGAAUAUUACCACCGAGACCCUGAGUUUAUGCAUAGUAAUCGCUUCGUGCCAGAACUAUAGAGGGCGGUGUUUGACUUAUGAUUAUCAUAGUUCUGUGGUGUACAAAUAGACUGUUCAACCUACAACCUUGGUGUAAAUGGUAGGCCGAACUUCUGUGCUAGAACACACACAAGUGAACACACAGGUUUGUUAAUGGUGUAGAUCGAGGAUAUUCUGUUCCUCGUCCUUGAUCUUUCCCAUCCUUAUCCUCAUUUUCUAAUCGAGGUCAUCCUCGAUUUGACUCCUGUCCUCAAUUAGUUGAUGAUGCUUCACAUGGUGUCCUCGAUUUACACCAUAAACAUGUACACUGUUGACAAAACACCCAUUGAUGUGCCCUCAACAGUAAAACAAAAAACACUUUUUUACUGUGAUUGCCAACUUUCAUCAAUAUCUUGAAGAAUUUAAUGACAACCAAAUUGUUUUUUUUUUGCUUCAUCGUCUAUUGUCAGUGGUAGUACUUUGUGUCAAUUUUGCGAACCUAUGUGGUGACAUCAAACACACGCCUGUCAUUUUUAAAACAAUAGCAAGCUGGAACUUGCUUCUCCAGGAAAACAAGCAGUUAGACCUUUGUCUGGAUGGACAUUUUUUUAGAAAACUGGUUUAACUUUCCUGCGUUUUUUAAAAAGAUAACAUUCUGCUUCUCAUGAUGCAUUAGGCGUUGAGAGAGGAUGUCUAUUCCGAAUUAUUUUUUUAUGCCAGGGCAGAAACUUACAGACUUUUUGCCCGAGUUCUGCAUCUGUUUCAUUCUUUGUACAAAAAAAAGAGUUUCCUGAUUGUGGUCGGGGGAGAUAAAUGUUUAAUCGAGCCUCAUGUUGUAAAACGAUUGUGAGUUUUUUAAUUAGUUUUUAUUUGCAAAAUGUAAUUACUGUACAUAAUUGGACCAUUAAGUACUUUAUUUACCAGUGUGUAAUCGUUGCAUUGUAUUCAAUAGCAAUAUGUUGGGCGGUUCUUUAAAAAACACAAUUUUUAAACGUGUAAAUUUAGUUAAGUAUCAGUUAUUUAAUUUUUUUUAUAAGAUUGUUGCCAGUCAAUCACUGUUCAGUGGAAUGUAAUCUGGGGUUGGAGCCAAAUCUGAAAAUAGGUAAAAUGUCAAACUUUCAGAACAAGGGGGCUAGUUUUGAGAAGCCGCUUUAGUAUAAGAUAUUGCUGAACGAAUGUACAGGGGCCGUAUCAUAGGUCUGACACCUCAUAAGUCCGAAAUUUGGGACUUAUGAGGCGUUGGAUGUGUGAGGCAUAAAUUCCACCUCAUAGGUCCGACGCCUCAUAAGUCCGACAAUGGACA